AUGGUGAGUUUCGAUGAAUUGUCGCCACAAUACCAAAGUGGUAUCCGCAAUUUCUACCAAAUGCCCUCUCACAUUCUCCAAUUUCUGGCAAAUGCAAGACAGAACGAUGCCAAUUACUUCCUAGAAAUACACAUUCCGUCCUUUCAAAGUGUGGCUGGAAUUGCGAGUGUGAUGUUUGUUGCAUACUCAAACCUUGCAUCAACUAAAAAGUAUUCGACAACCAAUUGGCUCGAUGGAAUCUGUAUCAGCGCCCAAAGCGUCUCCAUAGGCAUAUCCCUGAUCUGUAUACUGCUGGCAGGACUGACAAUUGCCACCGGUAUCACUUUGAUUUUCAAAUUGGCGUCAGGAGUUCCGGACGGAUUCCUUCGAGUUCUGGUGACUGGAUAUAUGAAUUUGGAAGCAAGAACAUCAAUUAUGCGUAUUUGUGGAGGAAGAGCUAAUAUUGAGUCAAUGCUGAGUACGAAGAGUUCUCGUAGACAACAAUCUCGAAUCAUGAUCCUCUCGUUCAAAGAUUGUACGAAAGCUGAAAAAGCGGUGACGAAUCUGAAUAACUCUCUUCUUGAGAUCGGUCUCAACGCAUCAUUGGUCACCGACCUUGAUAUUCUGAAUGCGAUGAAAGUAGGCGGUGUCAAUGGUUGGACUGGGAAUUAUGAUGCUUGUGAAGACUUUAAAAAAGAAGCAGAAGCUGGGGAAAAUCUAGUCUCAUCAUUGGUGCUUGAGACAUUGCAUCAAGUCGAUUCUUUCUAUGAUCCAUUCUCGUGCACAACCGGUAAAAACUCCUAUACCUAA
Molecule: messenger RNA, 789 nt
Organism: Caenorhabditis remanei
Lineage: Eukaryota; Metazoa; Nematoda; Chromadorea; Rhabditida; Rhabditidae
Exons: 6
Coding region: 1-789 (262 amino acids)
Source: RefSeq, a predicted model, not a curated record